Molecule: messenger RNA, 523 nt
Organism: Paramecium pentaurelia
Lineage: Eukaryota; Ciliophora; Oligohymenophorea; Peniculida; Parameciidae
Source: the annotation of a GenBank genome assembly
AUGUUAUUAAAAAGCAAAUACACUUUUUGGGUUUCAACUCAAAGAACACAGACUAAGAUUGAUAAGGAUAAUUACAAUGACAAUCUAUAUCAAGUGUGUAUGAUAUUUGAAUAAUUUAAAUUUAGGUAAAUUCGAAACAGCAGAAUAAUUCUGGAUGUAUUAUUAAUGGAUAGCUAAGCCAUCAACUAUUCCAGAAGGAUGCCAAAUUCUAUUAUUUUAAGAAGAAAUCUAACCAAUGUGGGAAGAUAAGGCAAAUUAGAAUGGAGGAAGAUUUGUAUUUAGAUGCAAAAAUAAUGUUGACCGAGUUUGGGAAAACAUACUCUUGAGUUAUAUAGGCAAUUAAUGCACUUACAAUGAAUUUGUAUGUGGAGUAGUUGUUAAUUAAAAAAGAUCAUUUACCUAAGUUUCUAUUUGGGUUAAGAAUAUGACCUCAUAUUAGAACUAAGAAGAUAAAAUAAUAUAAUGGGUUAAAGAGAUGUUUGGAAUCAAUGAAUUAGAAUUUGUAUAGCAUCCAAAAAGUUGA